Messenger RNA from Laetiporus sulphureus 93-53, 2063 nucleotides. RefSeq names its product DHS-like NAD/FAD-binding domain-containing protein. The transcript has 3 exons. Gene Ontology annotation, biological process: negative regulation of transcription by RNA polymerase II; replication-born double-strand break repair via sister chromatid exchange; pericentric heterochromatin formation. The record is from RefSeq and is a predicted model, not a curated record. The coding region runs from base 89 to 1972 and encodes 627 amino acids. Gene Ontology annotation, molecular function: histone deacetylase activity, NAD-dependent; NAD+ binding. Gene Ontology annotation, cellular component: mating-type region heterochromatin. Lineage: Eukaryota; Fungi; Basidiomycota; Agaricomycetes; Polyporales; Laetiporaceae.
ACCGCGCACACCGGACACGACCAGCGUCCCCUUUCCGACGGCCAUCGCCAUUGCCUCAUCGCCUGCCCGCGCGGGUGUCCUCAACUUCAUGACGGUCUUCGUCCCACUGCAGGCGUCGUCGCCGUUUCCGCAAGCACCGUCAUUUCUCAUGCCUUCGCCAGAGCCAGCCGCACAUGUCAAGAAGGUCGUUAAAGCCGUGAUGAAGGCGCGCAGGAUCGCAGUCGUUUGCGGUGCUGGGAUCUCCGUGCAAGCAGGCAUCCCGGACUUCCGCUCGUCUGACGGGCUGUUUCAAAGCCUGAAGAAAGACAACCCAGCCCUGAGCUCCGGGAAAGACUUAUUCGAUGCAUCAGUAUUUAACUCCGAGGGCACGACAUCCAUGUUCUGUCAAAUGAUAGCCCAACUGUCUGAACUCUCUGAGACUGCUGUACCGACCUCCUUCCACAAGUUGCUUCGUGUGCUGGACGACCGCCGACGUCUUCUCCGCGUCUACACGCAGAACAUAGAUGCUCUUGAACAGAAAUCAGGCCUUACCUUCGGCGUCCCCGAGGUGGACUGCAAGAGGUACAAAUAUCGCUCGACGAAGGGAAGGCACGAUGUUCCUGAGGAUCCUGGUCCUUCCACUGCCGUUGAGCCGCCACACAUUCGACUUCUCACUCCGCCCAUGGAGACUCCCCGAUGCAUACCUUUGCACGGUACGUUGCAGUCGAUGCAUUGCCAGACAUGCACGCACUCGUUCCCGUUGCGAGAGUAUCUACCUGCGCUCAGCGAGGGGAGACCGCCGUAUUGUCCCGAAUGUACCGCCGUCGAGGAGACUCGCCAACUGGUAGGCAAGCGCUCGCGAGGAGUAGGGAAGUUGCGUCCAAGCGUUGUGCUGUACAACGAGAUGCACAAGGAUGGUGAAGAGGUCGGCGAUAUCGUGAGGCGAGACCUCAUAGGUAGCUCCAAGGGAAAGGGGCGAGCGGGCGCAGACCUACUGUUGGUAGUGGGUACCAGCUUACGGGUGCCCGGAACCAAGAGGAUUGUGCGAGAAUUCUCCAAAGCAGUCCAUUCUCGUCCAUUGCCUUCGAGCGGCUCACAGAGCGAGCAUUCUACCACCGAGAUGGGCCUCGCCACUCCUGCGCCAUCGCCACGCCGUUCUCCUGCGUAUGAGGAAGAGGCACCUAUUAGAGUCAUCUAUUUGAACCUCGACUUUCCGGUACCUACGAGAGAGUGGGAUGGCGUAUUUGACGUCUGGAUAAGAGGAGAUGCGCAGGAGUUCGCGCGGAUGGUACAUGAGGAACUGGAGAGGGAGGAAAGGGCGAAGCAGGCUUCUGCAGAGAGGAAACGGCGAAGGGAGGAAGCUGCAUUGGCGACAAAAUUAGAGGAGAGCUUGCAGGUCAGCAAUGCGAGCGGUACCAAGAAGCGAAAGGGUGGCCCUCAAUCGGAGGCACGUUCAUCAUCUUCAUCGACGAAGAAACGCAAGGUGGCGCCGUAUAAACCUCAGAUGUCGAAGCGGCCGAAGGCCAACGUUGCGAAGGUUAGCGAGAAUGCCCGGUUGAUCCUGCCCGUCGUGAAGAAGAGCAGACCACAAGCGCGCAAGACAAAACUGACGAUUAGGAUUCCUCCGCGCCCCGAGGUGCUGAUCACGACUGUGCCACCCAAGCUGAAGAACUCUAUGUGCAAGAGUCCCUUGCCUACGCCUCCUGACUCCCCGCUGACACCGAUACCGAUGUCAUCGCCGAGGCCGCGGCAUAGCAGGACUCCAUCCUCGGGUUCCGGCACAUGGAGGACUGCUGGACGGAACAUCCCUCAACAUGCUCCAUACGAGAGGACCGAUGCCCGUACCGGGUCGCGACGAGGCAGCUUUGACUGGGAUGAUCGAAGCUCUCUGACUGAGCUGUCAGAGUCGGACGAAGACGCGACGAAUGAGUCCGCCGAGUCGUACUUUCCGACAAUUCGUUGUGAUGCCCGUCGACAUGGACCAGGUGGAUAGUAAACGUUGAUACACACUUACGGACUGUAUAUUAUAGUCAUCGAACGCUUAUCGUAUUUUAUUCUGUAGCUAUUGUGUACUAUAUGCCCAC